UUGUAUUUUUUUAUUUUGGAAGAAUUGGUAUUUGGUUUGAUAUUGUUGCUGCGAAUUGAUAAUGACAAGUAAAAAGGAUUUUGCUUGGAAGUGGGGGAUACAAGUUGAAGGAGAAAGAUACUUGAGGUGCUCUUUUUGUAAUCAACAAUGCACCGGAGUUAUUACAAGGCUCAAAAAUCACUUAGCUCAUACUCACCAUGGUAUGAAGCCUUGUCCAAAGGUUCCACCAAAUGUCAAAGCCAAAUGUAGUGAUUAUUUGAAAUUUUUUAAGGCAAUCAGUAUGAAGCGAAAUAAAUCACUUCAUGAGCUAUCUGUCCAAAAAAAGAAAAAAGAAUCGCUUCGUGAGCUAGGCCAAUUUGGGAGUAAUGCUUCCAAUGAAAUGGAACAAUCCGAAGAUGGAAUUGGUUGUGGGAGUGGGAGUGGGAGUGGGAGUGGGAGUGCUCCAACUCCAAGUGGCGAGAGUUCUCUAGCUCCCCCUAGGCCUGAAGGACCCAUUGAUACGUAUGUGUCAUCUGAACUCGGCAAGCUACACUGAAUUCCAAGCUAAAAAAGGAUGAAAGGAAUGAUGUGUGCCGAAAGAUUGGGCGUUGGUUCUUCAAUUGUGCAAUUCCAUUCAAUGCCGUGAAUAGUCCUUUUUAUUUGUCCAUGAUGGAAGGAAUUUCCAAUUUCGGUCCUGAGUUCAAACCCCCUUCCAUGUAUGAGUUGAAGACUUGGAUCCUUAGGCAAGAAGUUGAAGAUAUUCAAGCAACAAUGGUUGAACAUAAAAACGCUUGGAAUGAAUAUGGGUGCACCAUCAUGUUAGAUGGUUGGACAGAUGGAAAAAAUCGGGUUCUUCUUAACUUUCUAGUGAAUAGUCCUCGAGGGACUUGGUUCUUGAAAUCAGUUGAUGGCUCUGAUACAAUAAAAUAAGAAGACUUGAUGUUCAAGUACUUGGAUGAUGUAGUAGAAGAAAUAGGAGAAAAGAAUGUGGUUCAAGUGAUUACAACUAAUGCAUCAAAUUACAAGAAUGCGGGGAAAAAGCUUAUGGAGAAGAGGAAGAAAUUGUGGUGGACUCCAUGUGCCGCCCAUUGCAUUGAUUUAAUGCUGGAAGAUAUUAGCAAGUUGACAGUUUUUGAAAAUAUUAUUCAAAAGGGUAAGCAAUUAGUGAAGUUCAUUUAUGGACAUUCAUGGGUCCUUUCUUUGAUGAGGCAUUACACUGACAAUAAAGAGAUCAUCCGUCCAGCGGUGACACGCUUUGCCACUGUUUAUCUCACACUUCAGAGCAUUUAUAAGGCUAAGAGAGGUAUUAUGUCUAUGUUCACCUCCCAAGAAUGGCAUAAAGGUCCAUUCACUAAAAACAAGGAUGGAGUUGUGGCUCGUAAAAUUGUACUACAUGAUGCUAAUUUUUGGUCUCACAUUGCCUUUUGCAUCAAGGUGGUUAUUCCACUUAUCUCUGUUUUAAGGGAGGUUGAUUUAGAAGAGAGACCUGCAAUGGGCUAUAUUUAUGAGUUGAUGGAUGCAGCAAGGGAGAAGAUUGCCUUCAAUUGUGGAAAUGUGGAGAGAAAAUAUAAACCAAUUUGGAAUAAAAUUGAUAAAAGAUGGGGUCCACAAUGUCAUCACCCUUUGCAAGCUGCUGGUUAUUAUUUGAACCCGCAAUUGCAUUAUGAAGAAACUUUCACAAACUCUAAAGAAGUGAGGGAAGGUUUGUAUGCAUGCAUGGAUAUGAUGUUGAGUGGAGAUGAACGCGUUCAAGCGGAUUGCCAAUUGGACAAUUAUAUUCAUGCAGAAGGAGAUUUUGGAAGUGAAGUAGCAGUGAAAUGCCGGAAAUUGCGAUCACCAAUCAAUUGGUGGUUGCGUUUUGGGAGGGAGACACCGGAGUUGACGAAGUUUGCUGUUCGAGUCCUUAGCCUUACUUGUAGUGCAUCUGGGUGUGAGAGGAAUUGGAGCACCUUUGAAUUGAUUCAUACAAAGAAAAGAAAUAGACUUGAACAAAAAAGGCUAAAUGCUCUAGUCUAUGUGAAAUAUAAUACGGCUCUAAAGCAACGAAGUAUUCAAAGGAAGAGAAAGGUUGAUCCAAUAUUAGUGGAUGAUAUUCCCUCCGAUGAUGAAUGGAUAACGGAGGUUGAGGAACCAUCUCUUCCAUUUGAUCCUUCUUGGAUAGAAGAGGAAGACAUAUUUGAUGUUGAUGCCAUUAGGAAUGUGCCAAUUCCUACCUAUGAAAGUGGUCUACAACCUCGAGAGUCAAUUAUUCUUAAGUCUGUUCUUGAUGAUCCUCCUACUGCUCCUAGUGAGCCUUCUUUUAAUGAGCGUAUCCCUUCUCCACCUAUUAUUCGAUACAAAUGAGGUCGUGUUGAAAGAUCAAGUAAUGAUAUGCGAAAAAGCAAGGCUCCAAAAAGGGGAUGCUUGUUGAUGAGGGAUCAAGAUGAUAUGAGUUGGUUGGAGUGUCCCUUGGAUGAAGAUGCUAAUAAUAAUGAUAUUGGUUCAAAUCAUGGUAGUUUGGUUUUGGAUGAUGACCUUCUUAAUGAUGACGAGGAUGAUAUGAAUGAGUGAAGAUGAUUUUUUGUGGUUUUUGGUGUAUUGUGGAUGAUCUUUUUAAGAUCAACAUUAUGUUUCUU
This is a messenger RNA of Prunus avium (sweet cherry), 2594 nucleotides long. RefSeq lists its product as uncharacterized. NCBI's taxonomy places the organism in Eukaryota, Viridiplantae, Streptophyta, Magnoliopsida, Rosales, Rosaceae. The record is from RefSeq and is a predicted model, not a curated record. Gene Ontology annotation, molecular function: protein dimerization activity.